AUGACUAUAGGACAAAUACUAUCAAGAUCCUUAGGGAAACCUCAAUUUCCUGAGGAAAGUAAGUCGCUUGAUAAUGAUCAUAAAACCAAAUCAAAUGAAAAGGGUAUAAAGAAAAGCCCAUCUAUGAGAUUAAUAACGGCAUCAAGAAGCAUCAUUAACAAACUUACGGUAAAGAAUCAGACUAAAUUAGCAUCUCCAGCAAUAAUAUCAAAAUCAACUUUCCCCGCUCAAUCAGCUUUAACCCCCAAGAAUAACUCCAAAUCAUCCAUUAACAAUUCAUCAUCGCAAGAUUCAGAUGAUCUAAUACAAAAUAUAAUAAUGCCAUAUUACAAUUACAAAGUCAAUGAUACUUCCAAUCCUGAAAUUUAUGAGAAAUCACGUAGUAAUUCAAUAAAGACUUCCAACACCCUCAAAGAUAUGAUUCGAGAAUCAUCAAUUUAUAAAUUUGAAGAAUCUGAAAGCAUAAUGCCACAGAAGCAAGCAACAGUUGAAUUACCAUCCACACCAAAAUCUAACUUAUUACCAAACUUAUCCAGUAUAUCACCAAUUCAAAAUUCAAACGCGUAUAGUAAUAACUCAAUAUUUGGGAAUUUGGAUGCGGUAUCGUUUGAUGAGAAUAUCUUGAGUAGAAGCACUUCAAGACAUGAAUCGUUAUUCUAUAGAACAGACAUGGUAACUGAUGUCAGUUCAGUCAAAGACGCGAAUAUUCAAAUUUAUAAACCAUACAACAUUCCAUCUCUUAAAAUUAUAAAACAACAAGAGGAUUUAGCAAAUUCUCUAAGAAAUGAAGGCGGUGAAGAUAUCAAUGACCAUGAGUCUAAUAGAGCCACUUUUAGACUACUGAGUAUCUACAAUCUUGAGAAUGAAAUAGAGUACAAAGAUCAAGGCAAUACUGAUUACGAUAUAAUAGCCAAUUAUGGUAACCUUGAUACUACUAAAAAGGAAGAAGAAAAUGAGAAUGGUGAAGCCGAAGAUGAUGAAUUUCACUUUAGUAAUGAUGCUGAUUCGUCAUAUGUAUAUAAGAAAGAGUUGCAACUAUUAGCAGAAAGACACAAAUUAAUAGUGGAGAAACAACAAUGUGAAAUUCAAUAUUUAAAACAGCUUUUGUUUGAGGAAAGGAAACUAAACAAUUAUUUAGCAUCCCAGAGUACUAGUACCAUUGUAUCUCCAGUAAGUAAUAGUUCAGCUAACUCUUCACCAAGUGAAUUUCAAAGUAUUAAAGUCAAAAAAGUCAGAUCCAAAUUUAUACCAUUAGAUAUAAUCUCCCAUCAAAACAUAAAGCAAUUUCAUUUGCAACCGCCCAACCUUGAAUUUGCUAAACCUAGACCUUCUCCCAUAUAUCAUUCAUCACAAACUGAUUCAGAAUUCGAUAAAACAAGCUUUGAUAUUAAUGAAUUAUCAGAAGAAUCCAUACGAAAGCCAUCAUUUUCUUCAUCAAUAUUCUCAGAAGCAGAUUAUAAAAAAAUGCAAUCAAGAAAUAAAGACAUGGUUCCGUCUAUUUCUUCUUCUUAUACCAUCCAUUCAAGUCCCGGUUCAUUUGUUUUCAACUCAGAUCAUGCUAAAGCAUCGAUCAAUACUUAA
Scheffersomyces coipomensis is the source of this 1581-nucleotide messenger RNA. RefSeq lists its product as uncharacterized. Lineage: Eukaryota; Fungi; Ascomycota; Pichiomycetes; Serinales; Debaryomycetaceae. The transcript has a single exon. Bases 1 to 1581 code for a protein of 526 amino acids. The record is from RefSeq and is a predicted model, not a curated record.